This is a messenger RNA of Phialemonium atrogriseum, 875 nucleotides long. RefSeq lists its product as uncharacterized. The record is from RefSeq and is a predicted model, not a curated record. NCBI's taxonomy places the organism in Eukaryota, Fungi, Ascomycota, Sordariomycetes, Cephalothecales, Cephalothecaceae. The transcript has a single exon. The coding region runs from base 98 to 646 and encodes 182 amino acids.
GACCAUCAUCACCACUACCUUUCAGUCCGAAAUUGAAGGGUGGCCCCUGUCACUGGCUCUAGGUCACUGGGUAUACUGGAAUGGCAGGGAAAACAUUAUGAUUCCCCUCGCCUCUUCUCCCGGUGCCAGGUGGCCAUCUAGGUCCAGGCAAUGCUGGCAUUUGGCAUAUCUUAUUUGCCGACUCCCAACCUCUCGAAACCGAGACAGAGAGCUAGCAGCCUGUUACGGCCUUUCCUUCCCAUUUCACUUCUCUCUUUCUUUCUCGGUUGUUUUAUUUCCUAGGUCUGGGGAAUGGGAAAAGGUCCUCCUUCAUCGCAUCGAAUGGUGCUCUUCUUAUCAGGGCUUCAGGCGUUCUUCAGGGUUCUACAAAUCCGUCUGUAACUAUCUAAGCAAGGCACGAGUCACCCCGGGGAAAAAAGGGGUGGGUCGGAGGGGGGGAAGAAGGGUCCUUAUGGCUGGCGAGGGAGGCGUUGUUAUCCUUUUCUUUUUCCUUUUAUCUUUCCUGCGAUUGUCGGCUGCGUCUAUUGGGAAGGUAUGCGUUGAAAAAGCUUUGAUAGGUCUCGGCUCAGGGGUUGAGCACGGUGGUUAUCUACCUAUCUUGCCAUAUCUUGGUGCUCAAAACUCCAUGGAACUCGAUGCUCUUUGACUCUGUAAUUCUGAUUGAUUCUUGACGGGGAAGGUGAACCUUUUAGCCUGGUGGCAGGAGAGGAGACUUAUAGGUUUUUAAAAAGCUUCGUCGGGUGUGGCAUUUCUAUCGCGAUUGUCUUCCUAUCUAUGGGCUAGACUGUCAUGCCAGCAGAUACAAAGCAAGGGUCUUGCUGGCGAACAUGUAAAAUGUAUGGAUGUAUACUGUUAGGGUGCAUCUCAAAGGUUUA